AUGGAUCAACUUCCGCCCGAGAUUCUUGACUCAAUUCUUCAAAAGAAUAUCGAGAUGUGUCGCGAUCAUAAAUCCCAACUUUUGGAUCUGCGAUUAGUAUGUAAAGCGUUCGAUCAAGGCUUGAAAUCAUCAAUCUUCAAGACGACCUCGUUGGAAUUCUCGCGAUUCAUCCGAUUCCGAGAUAUCGAUGACAAUCCAGAUGAACUGAAAACUCUCCAAGAUAUAGCUUCAUUAUCAUCCUCCAUGUACAUUGAUAUGAUGAUAACUCGAGAUACGGAUGAAAUAGAUCAACUGAAAGAGACAUUCAACGCAAUCUAUGCUGCGGUUCCUGAGAUGGCAGACUUGAUCGACUCCCUUCGAUCAUAUUGCCUCAACAAGACCACAUUUACAGAGGAGGAUUACAGUCGUCUACUUCGCAGAGUCAUGCAGAAUGCCCCAGAUAUAACUCGACUUAAGAUUAACCUACCAUUCCAGGUCGUCAGUAAUUCUUUCAUGACAUCUACAAGAUUAUUCGCGAACACUCUAGCAUGCGCGGCGAAUCGUCCAGAGGAGCAUCAAAAGAUAGAUACAUUGGUUCUAGAUCACAUCACUGAUGUCACGAUCAAUAGCUUAUGCAACGUGCACAUCGAUGUCGAAAAUGCUUUCAAAGUUUUUGAAAAUCUAAAAAGCUUAUUGAUAUCAUUCAAGAGACAAGAAAGCAGAACACCACUACAAGCGGUUUUUGCUCGAAAUUUCUGGUUGUUAAUUGGGAAGGCCAAGGAUCUGGAAACCUUGUGUAUCAUUGGAUGGAACGUGGCGCAAACUACCAAACGUAUAAGAAACAAAAGAGUCGCGUCCAGGAUGACGAACGAACAGUGGACCAUGCGGUGCCUCCCAUACUAUCCUAGCAAAAGACUUGUCCUUAGCAAGUUGAGGUGUUUGGAAUUAAAACGGAUGGAUCUAGACCCUUUGAUGCUGCUGCUUUUGAUCGAGGAAACCAGUCAUUCCUUGAGAGAAUUAUACUUGAAUGAUAUCGGUCUGAAGGUUAAUGGUUCGACGGAUCGAGAGAAAACCAGUCUAUGGAUAGGUCGCCACGACAUCGUGAAGCCUGAGGAUUGCACAUGGGUUGCUCCAGCCAUUCGAGAUAUUGAAGGUCUCAAUCUCAAGAUUCUUCGAGUUAGUAAACUUGGUUAUGAUGAUUACAGUCCAGACCUUGAUUCGGAACAUCCCAAUUAUGAUCUUGACGACCCUACUGGACACAAUCAAUCCUUUGAUCAAAGGUUUGUGGAAGCUGUCAUGGGUACAAAAGCCCCACUGCCCCUCGAGUUGGUAUCCAAUAUAUCUUCUGAGGUGGAGAAUUCACAUGGGAAGUCAACCUAUACUGAAGUUGAUCCAAAUACUUACGAUGCUGAAAUAUAUCAAAAGAAUCACAACACAACAUCGAACUACAAAAAAUCCAUUGAUGGCGUCUUCUACAAUAACAAUGAACGGGCAUUGAGGGAAUUACAAAACAUAGUCAGCGUUGCCGACAGAGGCAUGGCAUUACUUAGUAGAGAAGUGGAAAGAGGCACUGACUUGACUGCCGAUCCAAUCUCUGGCGCAAUUGUCGAUCCUCCAGUCAGUACCUGA
Botrytis byssoidea is the source of this 1608-nucleotide messenger RNA. RefSeq lists its product as uncharacterized. Bases 1 to 1608 code for a protein of 535 amino acids. NCBI's taxonomy places the organism in Eukaryota, Fungi, Ascomycota, Leotiomycetes, Helotiales, Sclerotiniaceae. The record is from RefSeq and is a predicted model, not a curated record. The transcript is spliced from 2 exons.